GAUCGGUCCGCAGACACAAUGUUCAAGCCGUGGAUAAUUGUCUUCACUUGGCUGAGGGACCGCGUCGAGGUGCCCCGGCAGUGGAGCGCGUUCAAACCGCAUUUCAACUUCAUCAAGAUUCAUUACCUCUACCUCAUCUUCAUGGCCCUACUCACCUCCGUCAUUCUCUAUGGUGCAGACAACAUGGACUAUAUCGAUGCCCUCUACUUUGCAAGCGGUUGCGCCACUCAGAGUGGCCUGAAUACAAUCGACGUCAACAAACUUGCCCUGUACCAACAGAUCGUCAUGAUGAUUGUGACGUGCAUGUGCACCCCCAUCUUUAUCAACACCGUCGUCGUCUUCAUUCGCCUGUACUGGUUCGAGAAGCGAUUUCAGAAAGUCGUCGUCGAUGCGCGCAACAUGCGACGCCAGCGAACGAGAUCCCGGACCAAGAGCGAAGCCAAGGCCGAUUUGGAACAGGAUAUAGGCAAGGAAGAGAACGGGGUCGGUGACCGGGAAAUUGUUGUCUUGAGGGGACUCAACGGCCACGCACAGGGACAGAGGCUCGAUGAGGAAGGCAACUUUGUCGCCGAAGAUCAGGAAAACGAGGGUAGCGCGUCGGCAUCCAGCUCUGGCAAGCUGCCCGAAGUGCCGUCCAUUGAGAAGACCGAAACCGUGCAGCCUUUCCGUCGGGACAUUGCGUUUGCAGAUGAGGUCGAAACCCCCGUGGAGCGUCUCCCGCAAAAGAACAAGGAGAUGAGCAUAGCUUUUGUCGAGAAGCAACGAAACCCCUCCGACACGGCUACCUUCCGCAUUCCUGGCCCCAGAGAUUACGACAGAGGCUUGGUGCCAGAACAAAUAACAGCUGGCGACGGUCCGGAUCCUGGCGAUGCGCACGAGGAUGGCGAGCGCCCCAUCAGGCACGAGAGAUCGAGGUCACUGUCGGUCCCACCUGAUGGGCUAAACGCCGAUGAUCACCCUUUCAGGAACCACAUUACCAUCGACGUCCCCGAUGCACCAAGGCGGCCCACCGUCGGUCCUUCGGUGUACAACAUGCGCCGAAGAAACUCUGAUGCUGAAAGCACAAGUCAGAACAUGACUCUCCGCAGCAGACAGAGAACAAGAACGUUUGGCAGUUUCCUAUCCAAGGAGAGGGACAGGGAGGAAGAGGAUGCCAUGCCUUACCUCAGCUGGACCCCAACUGUUGGACGCAAUUCGGCAUUUGUGGACCUGUCGGAAGAUCAGAGGGAGGAACUGGGCGGUAUUGAGUAUCGCUCUCUGAAGCUUCUGCUCGUCAUCCUCAUCUGUUAUUACGUGGGCUUCCACCUUUUCGGGAUGAUCACCAUGCUUCCUUGGGUUGUCAGGAGCAGGCAGUACUCGGAGGUUGUCACCGCCAUCAAUGAGACCCCCGUGUGGUGGGGCUUCUUCACGCCAGCGUCCAUGUUCAAUGAUCUUGGCUUCACACUGACUCCCGACUCGAUGAUCUCUUUCCAAAAGGCUGUCCUUCCCCUCCUAAUUGGCACCUUUCUUAUCAUCAUCGGCAAUACAGGAUUCCCUUGUAUGCUUCGAUUCGUCAUCUGGACCAUUUCCAAGGUCGUUCCGCAUCGCAGUGGUAUUUGGGAAGAGCUGAGGUUUUUGCUGGAUCACCCUCGUCGUUGCUUCACGCUUCUUUUUCCUAGUAGCACCAACUGGUGGCUCUUCUGGGUGCUUGUGGGUCUCAACGGUAUUGACUUGAUCUUCUUUGUCAUACUCGAUAUCAACGCCAAAGUGGUGGAAGACCUUCCUCCCGCAUUCAAAUUCCUCGACGGUCUGUUCCAGGCAGCAUCGACCCGUACCGCUGGCUUUGCGGUUGUCGACCUCGCGCAGCUUCAUCCGGCUAUCCAAGUGUCUUAUCUGGUCAUGAUGUAUAUCUCCGUUUUCCCCAUUGCUAUUAGUAUGCGCAAAACGAACGUGUACGAAGAGAAGUCGCUCGGCAUCUACGCUGGCGAUGAUGAAGGAUCCGGCGAAUCGUCGUACCUCGGAACUCAUUUGCGCCGCCAACUCUCGUUCGAUCUGUGGUUCGUUUUCCUGGGAUUCUUCUUCAUCUCCAUCAUCGAGGGCACGCGCCUCGGCAACGACAAGGACAUCAAAUUCACCCUCUUCUCCGUCCUCUUUGAAAUCGUCUCCGCCUACGGCACCGUCGGCCUCAGCCUCGGCUACCCAGACACCAGCACCUCCUUCUCCGCUCAGUUCAAGCCCCUCUCCAAACUCAUCAUCAUCGCCAUGAUGCUCCGCGGUCGCCACCGUGGCCUCCCUUACGCCCUCGACCGCGCCAUCCUCCUUCCUUCCGAGAGCCUCCACAAGAAGGAAGAGGAGGAUGCAACUAGGCGCGCUCGUCGCAGCAGCAUGGGCGUCAACGAGCUGACGCACACCAUUAGCGAGGGCAGUCCGACGCUCGUCAGGACCGGCACGGGGAGGAGCGCGGGCUCCGAGGCUACGAGGGGCAGGUGGCGGGCGAGGGAUGUCGGGAGGUUCAUGUCUGGUGCUCUGCAUGCUGGGCCUACUACGCAGAGGGAUAGAGAGAAGAGGGCUUGA
Molecule: messenger RNA, 2553 nt
Organism: Periconia digitata
Lineage: Eukaryota; Fungi; Ascomycota; Dothideomycetes; Pleosporales; Periconiaceae
Source: the annotation of a GenBank genome assembly